AAAAUGCAGGUUCGCUUUACCAGACUGCAGCAUCAGGCAAUGCCACCGGCACGCGUCCUGUGCCGUAUUCGGUGCUAAUCGGCCUGGAAUCCGUCUGUUUUACGAACUCACCUUGGUGAGAACAGACUCAUAAAACCAAGAUAAUAAAUCACUUAGUAAGUGCCUGCUCGUUCAAAUAACACCGCCCCGCUAAACGCCCAGUUCAGCGCAAUGAUUUCUAUCUAUCCUGCAGUCUUGUACGAUACAUUUAUUUAUAUGUAUUUAUUUAUAACCUUUGUUUACUGGUCUUGCGUAGCGUGGUGUCAAAAGAAAAACGAAAUGUGUUCAAGUUAGACCAAAAAGCAGGCUGCCCUGGAUCGCUCGUGUCUAUGCGCUCACAGUUCUGCGUGGUUAAUGCAACUGCAAAAUUAACAAAAUCCAGUCGCCGGGGGGUGGACGGCUCCAUCCUUGGAAAUGGAAAUCGCUAUGAGAAGGUGUGGUUUAGCGUGGAGUUCAUUGAAGAGACCCGCCCGUUUGUAGGGCGUGUUAGUGAAUGGCUCCACGGAUGGUAUACAUGCGAGUCUCCUGACACGGGGCUCAGCUGCAGCCGCUCGCAUAUCAGGCGUGUACUGUUACAGCCAGAGUGCAGUGAAAACAUCUGCACCCGCUCGGGACAGUAUUAUUAAUAACAACACACUCCUCGCAAUGCAGCACAGCCUAAGCAUCGCUCUGACCUCCGCAGCACUUACCGUCCUCGUCUUCCUUCUCGCCGCCAAGGUUUCCAUGGAUAACGGAUAUGUGCGUUUACGUGAGAGGGAUUUUAACAAUGGAAAAUUCAACUCCGUCGGGGUCUCGCAGCGUAAUGCCUUACUGAGUGAAAUCAAGGAGAGGCACAGGGGACUCCUGCGGUACUAUACUGGCUCCGCCUGGGGCUUUUCAUUGACAUACCGAAAGGGACCGGCGGGUCGCGGCUUGGGGCUGGAAGACGAUACCUUUUCAAGGACCCUUGAGAAGAUAGACAAAGUGCAUGUGAAAGUCCUCAGCACAGGAGCCGUCAGCGCUGCUGCUGCUGCUGCCGGAUGCGAGGAGCUGCGCUCCAUGAGUCACUUUGAGUUCCUCGGAUCGGGCUACACAAAGCUUGUAUUAAAAGGGGUUUUACCAAACGGCACGGCUGUGGCGCUGAAAUCCGUGAACCCACAAGGGGUUGACAUGAAGCGCUGCGUGGAGGGGUUUGGAGACGUGGAGGGCUGCUACAGACUGGUGUCCUACAAACUCAUCAAAGAGAUUGUGCUGUUGCAAAGACUGCAGCACCCUAAUGUCGUCAAGCUCCAAGGCCAUUGCUAUACGAGUGACCCGGGGGUGAGGGUCAGCGCAGUGCUGGAGUUGGGCUCCCCACUGGAGAUGAUUCAGCUCCUGCAGACCCCCUGGGAAGAGCGCUUUCGGGUCUGCAUGAGUCUGGUUAAGCUGCUCCACUACCUGGCCAGCUCUCCCCUUGGCUCGGUGUGUCUCCUGGAUUUCCAGCCUCGUCAGUUUGUCGUGGUGGACGGGGAGCUGAAGCUGAGCGAUAUCGACGAUGCCGUGGCGGGGGAGCUGUCCUGCAGGGAGGACCGCGACUGCACGCUCCAGUUUCCCACCAGGAACUUCAGCUCCCCCUGCUCCGCGGACGGACAGUGCAGAGGGCUGAACGAGAAGAGGAACCUUUAUAAUGCGUUCAGAUAUUUCUUCACAUAUCUGCUGCCACACCGUGCACCCCCCACGCUGCAGCCCCUUCUGGAUGGGAUUAUGAAUUCCACAGGGGACCUGAGCAGCGGGAUAAACAAGACGCUGGAAGCAUUUCAAGAGAUUUUGCAUUUGUACAAGUCUGGGCAAUAUUUGCAAAACGUGUCAUCUUCCUUAUUAAAAGAUUACGUAUUAUUAAAGGGAUUUAGAACGAAGGAAAGCAACGACUACAAAUGCUGGCCGUCCUACAAGCAGCAGAGCUGUUUGCUGUCUGUUCACGACAUGAAGGAGGCUGCAGGAAUCUGUAACUCUCACUCCCAGUGCCAGGGCUUCACUGUGGAUCAGCACAGAACCUGGACAGGGCGGAGCCUCGCGUCAUUCAGAAGUGGUUUCAGUGAUCUGAUCCCAGAUGUUAACUCUGCUAUCUAUGUGAAGAAGGAUGCUGGCUUCAGGGCAACGGCAUGAAGAAGAAACAAGAUCACAAGGGGAAGGGAUAACAAACGGAAAGGAAUGUUUGAAAGAAAUGAAUAUGAUAUAUUUCUAUGAUGUGUGUUUGUGUUGAAUAUGAUAUAUUUCUAUGAUGUGUGUUUUUGUUUUUGUUUUUGCACUGGGGUUGUUUGAUCUGUGUGUGUCAGCCUACAAUAUCUUUGUUCAGAUUUGUUUUGCUGUUUUAUUUUUGUGGUGUUGUGAUACAUUCCGUUCUUCAAG
Messenger RNA from Acipenser ruthenus (sterlet), 2406 nucleotides. Its product is annotated as extracellular tyrosine-protein kinase PKDCC-like. The transcript is spliced from 7 exons. Gene Ontology annotation, molecular function: non-membrane spanning protein tyrosine kinase activity; ATP binding. The record is from RefSeq and is a predicted model, not a curated record. NCBI's taxonomy places the organism in Eukaryota, Metazoa, Chordata, Actinopteri, Acipenseriformes, Acipenseridae. Gene Ontology annotation, biological process: protein phosphorylation. The coding region runs from base 685 to 2163 and encodes 492 amino acids.